Molecule: messenger RNA, 3660 nt
Organism: Ictalurus furcatus (blue catfish)
Lineage: Eukaryota; Metazoa; Chordata; Actinopteri; Siluriformes; Ictaluridae
Exons: 2
Coding region: 107-1417 (436 amino acids)
Source: RefSeq, a predicted model, not a curated record
AAACCAGAAAUGUCGACAUGUUGCUUGAAUCUAAUAUAUAACCCAAGGGUUUUUUAAUUUUACUGACUCUGGAAAGAUCAAAUAAGAUAAAAAAAAAAUCCCUAAAAUGGCGAACGAGGAGGCUCUGAAGUCUCUCAUGUUUACGCUGAGCUACAUGCUAAUGAAACGGCGCAGGGACAUAAACAGCGCAGAGACACAAAGACGGCGUGAAGUUCAGCGGCGGGUCAGACACAGGCAGUAUUUCCUACAGAGACAGAGGAGGAUGCUUAUGAUGCUAAUAGCUCAAGGCACACGCCCCGUGACUGUAGCUCGAACUCGUGCUUGGUCCAACACUCCAAGCACUGAUUGGUGGGAGCGAGUGGUCCUAACAGAGUUCCAGCCCUCUGAUUGGCUGGAGCGCUUCCGUAUGAGCAAAGAGACCUUCUUUCACAUUUGCAACAAGCUGAAGCCCUGGCUGGCACGACAGGACACGUGUCUGCGCCCUGCUCUACCCCUCGAGAAGCGGGUGGCCUUGGUACUGUGGCGCCUGGCCUCGAACGUCGAGUACCGCACCAUUGGGGAGCUGUUCGGAGUGGGACGCUCGACUGUCUGCAAGUGUGUGCGUGAGGUGUGCCAUGCCAUCGGAGCAACGCUGCGCCCACUGUACCUCCGUGAGCCAAGUGAACAGGAGCUGGAAGAUGCAGCACGCCUGUUCAGUACUCGCUGGGGCUUUCCGCACUGCGUGGGUGCCGUCAGCAGCCUCCACGUGCCCAUCAUCGCACCAUCCGCUGACGCUGAUAGCUACUGGAACAGCCGUGGCUGGCAUUCAGUCAUUACACAAGGCACAGUUAAUGGCCUCGGGCAGUUCUGGGAUGUGUGCGCAGGCUUCCCAGGUGGCUCUGAACCUGCAUCCAUUUUGCAAAACUCCUCUCUUUGGACUCUGGGCUGUGAGGGCAGGUUAUUGCCCCAGUCUCUACCUCGAAACUUUAUGGGCAAGCAGUUGGGGUCUGUAAUCCUAGGGGAUGCUGGGUAUCCUCUUCAGACCUGGUUACUGAAAGCCUACGACAAGUCGCACAAUCUCACGGCUGGGCAGCGCGCAUUCAACCGGCGCCUGGAGAGAGCACGUGCCAUCGUGGACGAGGCAUUCCUGAGGCUCAGGGCACGCUGGCAGUGCCUUUUAAAGAGGAACGAUUGCCACGUGGACGGGGUGCCGGCCAUGAUCGUAGCAUGCUGCGUGUUGCACAAUAUGUGCGAGGUGCACGGCGACGAGUUGGCAGAGGAGUGGCUGGAGGCAGCAAGGCGGGAGGAGAGCCCCAUGCCCACUCACAUGGUCCCCGUCUUGGACGAUGAUCCAGCUGGGGAGGAAGUGCGAGAACUCUUCUGCCAGUAUUUCCUGCAGCAAGAGCAUCAGCAGAACCAGCAAGAGCAACAGGACUGAAGCAGGGUCUAAACCAACUUGUUUGGAUUCACUGGAUUGUGAACACUGGAGAUUUCCAGCAUUUAGCAGACACUCUUAUCCAGAGGGACUUGCAGAAGUGCAUUGGUGGCACAGGGUGAUGUGAGUGAACUUGGUGAGGUUGAACACCAUGUUGGUGUUUAUUUAUUUUUUUCUUGAAAGUUAGCAUUUUCAGAAUUUACAUUUGCUGUACUGUGAAUAUUUCUUAUUGCAGGAGAUUGGUAAAGACCGACUAGGGCAAGAGGACUAGAGAGGGAUUUCUGUCCAUCACUUUUUAUGCCGGGUUUAAAUUUGUACAUAUGAAACAUUAAUGGAAACAGCACACAUGCUAAAAAAAAAAAAAAGCACAAAAAUCACACUUGCGUUUCCUUUUAUCACAGUUUUACUACAGCGAUGCUUUUCAUCUGUCUACCAGUAAACAAAGAGAACCCAAUUACACAAAUGAGACAAAAAUAUUAUACUUGGUCAUUUAUUUAUUAAGGAAAAUGAUCCAAUGUUACAUAUCUGUGUGCAGCAAAAGUAUGUGAACCUCUAAGAUUAGCAGUUUAAUUUGAACGUGACAUUAGAGUCAGGUGUUUUCAAUCAAUGGGAUGAUGAUGAUCAGGUGUGAGUGAGCACCCUGUUUUAUUUAAAGAACAGGGAUCUAUCAAAGUCUGAUCUUCACAACACAUCUGUGGAAGUGUAUCAUGGCACGAACAAAGGAGAUUUCUGAGGACAAGGUUCUGCAGUUUGCUAAAGAUCACGUGGAUAAGGAAGAGGGCUAUUGGAAAAAUGUUUUGUAGAUGGAUGAUGAGGAAAGGGAAGGAAAACACUGCAUUCUAGCAUAAGAACCUUAUCCCAUCUGUGAAACAUGGUGGUGGUAGCAUCAUGGUUUGGGCCUGUUUUGCUGCAUCUGGGCCAGGACGACUUGCCAUCAUUGAUGGAACAAUUAAUUAUAAAUUAUCCAGUGAUUUCUAAAGGAAAAUGUCAGGACAUUUGUUCAUGAACUGAAUGUCAAGAGAAAAUGGGUCAUGCAGCAAGACAUUGACCCUAAGCACACAAUUUGUUCUAUCAAAGAAUGGUUAAAGAAGAUAAAGUUAAUGUUUUGGAAUGGCCAAGUAAGAGUCCUGACUUUAAUCCCAUAGGAAUGUUGUGGAAGAACCUGAAGCAAGUGGUUCAUGUGAGGAAACUCGCCAACAUCCCAGAGUUGAAGCUGUUCUGUACUGAGGAACGGGCUAAAAUUCCUCCAAGCCGAUGUGCAGGACUGAUCAGCAGUAACAGGGAAUGUUUAGUUACAGUUAUUGCUUCACAAGGGGGUCACACCAGACACCGAAAGCAAAGGUUCACAUACUUUUGCCGCUUACAGAUAUGUAAAAAUAUGUAAUUGGAUCAUUUUCCUCAAUAAAAAAAUGACCAAGUGUAAUUUUUUUGUCUCAUUUGUUUAAUUUGGUUCUCUUUAUCUACUCUUAAGACUACUUUUAUGCAGAAAGCUAGAAAAUUCUAAAGGGUUCACCAACUUUCAAGCGCCUACUGUGGUGUCCUUCAUAAUAUUUAAUUGAAGAGACAAAAAUGUACAUUAUUAUUAAUAUUACUAGUAAACAAGUCAUGAUAAAAGUAACAUAAUCUAAUAAUGUGUAUUAAGAAAUAUUUGUUUUUGUAGGUCACUAUAAAAAAAUAGCAUUUUGAUAGCAUUUCACUCGAGUCCCGGAAAUCUCAGAACGUGUUUGUGUUGUUGCAGUUGCGCUUAUGGGGAUUUAGUAGUAAUAAUAGUGGCUCUGAGGUAGAGGCCAGAUUAAAACGAUGUAGAAGAUUAUAUUGUCACCAUUUAUAUCUUGUGGUUUUGAAUAAAGAAAUGUGGAAAUUAUGACUUGUUUCAUGGGUUGUUGUUUUUUUUAAUUCUACUAUUAUACUGUAAUUUCUUUAUUUUAAUUAUCCUGUAAAGCUUACAUGUCUGGUAUUGAUCCUUUGUGAUUUAAAGCUAUUACGACUGCUAGGAGGAGUAACUCGCUGCACAUAAGAAAGCAUUAGCGGAGAGGCGAGGCAGAGAUAGAGAGAGUAAAUAACACUCACAUUGUAUUGACCUUCACAUGUGGUAGGCCAAAAUUCUUCAUCCGGUCAUGAUCGGCAUCGUCACCGCAAACGCCAUGGUGACCGUGAUCUUCUGGACCUACCUUCUUUCCGAGUCCUUCUUCAAAUAUACCUUGAAGGAUGAGCCUAAGGUCGUGGUCUCUCCUGCAUAGGCACCA